This is a messenger RNA of Formica exsecta, 2278 nucleotides long. Its product is annotated as iroquois-class homeodomain protein irx-4-like. The record is from RefSeq and is a predicted model, not a curated record. Gene Ontology annotation, molecular function: DNA-binding transcription factor activity, RNA polymerase II-specific; RNA polymerase II cis-regulatory region sequence-specific DNA binding. Lineage: Eukaryota; Metazoa; Arthropoda; Insecta; Hymenoptera; Formicidae. The coding region runs from base 1005 to 2096 and encodes 363 amino acids. Gene Ontology annotation, biological process: regulation of transcription by RNA polymerase II. The transcript has 5 exons.
AUUCGGGUCAGCUACACGUCCUCGCGAGUGAAAAAAAAAAAAAAAAAAGAGGAGAAAAAAGAAACGGGUCGCGGUGGCGUCGACGCGCGAUAUUCGGACACUCCGGAUCAUCCGUCCUGUUAUCGGCGAAAGGAGGGGUGAGAGAGACACUCGGAUGUGGCAAUCGUGUCCGGACGAUCGCGAACGGACGGUCUCUCGGCGGCUACGGUCGCCGUCGCUCAUCGCGCCGAGUUUGCCGUCAAAUGCAGCCGCGCCGAGGAAGCGGCCUGGCGGUUACGUCGCCGUCGACAAUGCCGAUGUCGUCCUCGCGUUGUCUUCUCGAUCGUUACCGUCGUCAUCGCCUCGCGAUCCAGAUCGGACGCUCGUGUUUUAAUCGAACCGGUUUUCGGCCGAUGUGUUUCCACAAGUUUGCGUCGAAGCGGGAGCACAGCUGUCGUAGCUUUUAAACGUUUGCGCAAAAGUUCGAACAGGAUCAUUUUCGUGUCUCCGGGCAGUCAGAACGUAGUCGAGAAAAAGACUAGAGAGAGAGAGAGAGAGAGAGAGAGAGAGAGAGAGAGAUUAUACUCGGAGUGAUUACCGGGACGCAACUGUCAUUUUUGACAUUUGGAACAGCUGACGAAUCGAAGCUUUUUGUCCACGAGGAAUUUCAAACGGGAUCAUUGCGGAUCUUUGCAAAAUUUUUUAUACCGACGGAAAUUGGCAUUCACAAUAUCGUGUCCACGCCGCGUAAAAAAGUAUCGUUUUGUAUCUUAGAGAUAUCAGUGAAAACGUUCUGUUCUGGAGUAGAGAGAGAAAGAGAGAAAGAAUAGAUGGUCGACAAGAACUAUAUCGACAAGUGCACAUAUAUGACGUGAAGAAGCUUAUAUUAGACAAAAGAGUGUUAUUGUGUGUCUUAAAAGAAGGCAGAACUCCGUAAGGCGUAUAUAUAUUGUAUAUAAAAACCAUUAAGAAGAAACUAUUAAGAAUCCAUCCAUCACAUUUUCGACAUUGAAGCGUCAAAAAGAAUGCUACCUCCGGCCGCCAUGCAUUUAGAACAAAGAAUGGGCAAUGACAGGCCAGCAGUGGCUCCGUACUACGAUCGACGCUCCGCAGCCGCGACAGGAGCUCCGGUGGGAGCUCUGCCACCCGCACCUCGAGCGUCCAGCAGCACGGAUGACGAUCAUAGCGGAUUAUCGGAAACAGAAAACAUCUCGCCGGAUACGUCGCCUGACAUUCACCGAAAUCACCACAACGCGUCCGGCCAGGAUUCCUCGCGUAGGAAACGCCGCGGAAACCUACCUAAGGAAGCGGUGAAUAUCCUCAAGCGUUGGCUGAUCGAGCACAGAUACAACGCUUAUCCGAGCGAGAGCGAGAAGUCGAAUCUCAGCGAGCAAACCUCGCUCUCAGUCCUUCAGGUUUGCAACUGGUUCAUAAAUGCCAGGCGGCGUAUCUUGCCCGAUUUAUUGCGCAAGGAUGGCAAGGAUCCUCUCCAUUACACGAUAUCGCGCCGCGCUCGUCGUAGUGUGCAGGCUGGCGUUCAUCGACAAGGCCGAAGGUCUGAUUCGUCCGAGCUGAUCGAGGUACCGAGGUCCCAGAAUUGGGAUUUACAUGCCGUGGACAGGACGGCCGCGUCGGCGCAGCAUCUCGAGAGAGAUCACGAUUACGACGAGGAACAUGCGUAUCGAAGCGAGGACAGCCCGAACGAUUACGAGAGCAGUCCGAACGAUUAUCACAGCGAGGACGAACGUCCUUCGAUACGAUGGCCCAACGUAAUCGUUCGCCCCUAUGCGGAAGCCCAAGUCGAGCAGUUAGACGGCGACGAUAUUUCUCAUCCUCCUGCUCGACGAAGGGAUGACAAUAAUUCUGACAGUUCCCACGACAACUCCAGCGGCGAACCCGCUGCGUAUUGGAGCGCCCCUCGAGAGCACCUCUCAGCAACGCCCGGUGUUCAGCAGCAACAGCAAAUCGAAAUUCACUAUCGUGGUCUGCCGCCGCGGACUCUCGAGAACGCCUAUGCUCACCAGGACAACGGGGACUCCUUCAGGAUGCUCGUGGAGAUUGCUGUAGCCAGUCCGUACGAGCCUCCGAGGCAACGACCGCCAUCAGCCGAUCCCUAAACGAACAGAAGAGGGAAGGCUUCCACCAUUGCCAGUGACAAGGACAACGAAGAACAAGAAUGAUGUCCCUCGCGUGUUGGGUGACUACAAGAUAGAGGGAAAUAUUUAAUGAAUUUUUGAUUUUUCUUCUGUUGUCCAUAAAAAGGAUAGAAAAGAAAAAAAAACACAAAAAACGAAAAUUC